ACGCAGACAACAAAAACAUUGAAAGGAAGCAAGAAAGAAAGAAAGAGCUCCUCUCCUCUCUCUACUCUUGUUCUCUUUCUUCCUUCCUUCUCUUUCCACUCCAAAGUCGCAUUUUUUUCCACCACUCCUCAAAAUCAACUUCAAUCUUUUUUCCAUUUUCUUUAUCAGAUCUUGCUCAUCGAUCCUCAAUUCACUUCGAUCGAUCGAUCGAUCAAUCUGUUUCUUCAAUCUCAAUUUAUAUUAUUAUAUGUAAAAUUUAUUUUUGACUUUCAACUUCUUUGCUUUGAAUUUUGUUGUUUUUUCGGAGUUGAGAAAUUUUGGGGAUAAGGGUAUAUUGAGGUCGGAGAUCCUUCUAGAUUAUUGCUAAUCUAGAAGGAUUUGGAUCUGCCGGAGUUUGAUCGGCCUCCGGUGGGAUAUUCGUUGGAUGAGAAAGUUUUCAUAUCGGAAAAACAAUGAAAUGGGGUACAUUGUUUAAAGAUUUCAAAGAAAAAGUCGGUCUCUCUCAGACUCCUUCCUCUCCUUCUUCAUCUUCCUCGUCUUUUAACCGAUACAACAAUGUCACUUCAACCACACAAGACUCAUCUGCAUCUUCAUCUUCAUCGUCUUCAAGAGAUAAAAUUGAAUUGGAAUUGGACUUCAAGAGACAUUGGGAAGAGUUCCGUUCGUCAAGUUCUGAAAAGGCAAAAGAAACGGCCUUGAAUAUGACUGUAGAUGUUUUUUGUAGAUUAGUAAAGCAGCAUACUAAUGUAGCUCAGUUACUUACCAUGUUAGUUGAAACACAUAUAUUCUCUUUUGUUGUGGGGAGGGCAUUUGUAACAGAUAUUGAGAAGUUAAAAAUCAGUAGUAAAUCAAGAUCUUUGGAUGUUGGGAGAGUGUUAAGCUUUUUCUCAGAAGUCACAAAGGAUGGCAUCAAACCUGGUUCAAAUUUGUUAAAUGCAGUGGAAGUCCUUGUAUCUGGGCCUAUUGAUAAACAAUCUCUCCUUGACUCUGGGAUUUUAUGUUGUCUCAUCCAUAUUCUCAAUGCUCUUUUGGGUCCUGAUGAUGGGAAUCACCAGCAAAAGGUUUCUACUGAGGAGAGUCUGUUACUGUCUGAGGAAAAUUAUGAUGACGAUGUUGGUCAAGUCUACCGGCUUGAGGUAGAAGGAAGUGUAGUGCAUAUUAUGAAGGCAUUGGCAAACCACCCUUCAGCCGCACAGAGUUUGAUUGAGGAUAAUUCACUUCAGCUACUCUUUCAGAUGGUUGCAAAUGGGUCUUUGCUUGUUUUCUGUCAAUAUAAGGAAGGUCUCGUACCAUUACACACCAUCCAGCUUCACAGACAUGCAAUGCAGAUUCUUGGUCUUCUUUUGGUUAAUGACAAUGGAAGCACAGCCAAGUAUAUACACAAGCAUCACCUGAUAAAAGUACUUCUAAUGGCUGUCAAGGAUUUUAAUCCUGAUUGUGGCGACCCUGCCUAUACCAUGGGCAUUGUGGACUUGUUACUUGAAUGUGUGGAAUUAUCGUACAGACCUGAGGCUGGUGGUGUCAGGCUCAGGGAGGAUAUCCAUAAUGCUCAUGGUUAUCAAUUCCUUGUACAGUUUGCGUUAAUUCUUUCAAAAAAUCUGGGCAUUGAGGCUGUAGAUACAGAGUCUUUCGCUGAUCAAAAUUCUGCUUCGGAAGGUUCACAUACAACUAGUGUAGGAAGACGGGAUUCAAGAGAAAAUGGAGAUGACACCUCUGCACAGAAUCUCUCGCCGGUGCUUUCUAGGUUGCUUGAUGUUCUUGUUAAUUUAGCUCAAUUAGGUCCCGGUGAAACUACAGGAUCUGCUGGGUUCAAAGUUACAAAAAAUUCACAUAAUAAGCCUAGUGGCCACAGCAGAAGUCGUACAACUUCUUCGGACCGGCUUGCUGAUGAAACUUGGGAAAAAGGUAAUUACAAAGUUAAGGACCUAGAAGCUGUCCAGAUGUUGCAGGACAUUUUUCUGAAAGCUGAAAGCAGAGAACUGCAGGCAGAAGUUCUAAACAGAAUGUUUAAGAUAUUCUCAAGUCAUCUUGAAAACUACAAGUUGUGUCAGCAGUUACGGACUGUGCCACUGUUGAUCCUAAAUAUGGGUGACUUCCCACCAUCUUUGCAGGAGAUAAUAUUGAAAAUUCUUGAGUAUGCUGUAACUGUUGUGAAUUGCAUACCUGACCAAGAAUUGCUUUCACUUUGUUGCUUAUUGCAGCAACUGAUAACAUCGGAACUGAAACUCAGUAUUCUUUCUUUCUUUGUAAAACUCCUGUCCUUUGAUCAUCAAUACAAGAGAGUCCUACGAGAAGUUGGUGUGCUUGAGGUUCUGUUAGAUGAUCUGAAACAACACAAGUUUCUUUUGGGCUCAGACCAACCCAAUAGGGACUCUAAUCAAUUGGAUAGAAAAUCCAGCUCAACUAGUUUUAAAAAACACUUGGACGGUAAGGAUGCAAUUCUUUCUUCACCCAAGCUACUGGAAUCUGGUUCUGGGAAGUUUCCUCUUUUUGAAGUUGAGGGUACAAUUGAGGUUGCAUGGGAUUGUAUGGUUUCCAUACUAAAGAAAGCAGAUGCUAACCAAGCAGCAUUCCGUUCAGCCAAUGGUGUGACCACUGUGCUCCCUUUUUUGGCUUCUAAUAUUCACCGUCUAGGGGUCCUCCGGGUGUUGUCAUGUUUAAUCAUUGAAGAUGUUGCACAGGCUCAUCCAGAAGAAUUGGGUGCACUAGUUGAAGUUCUAAAAAGUGGGAUGGUUACAAAUGUUUUGGGAUCUCAGUACAGCCUCUUAAGUGAUGCAAAAUGUGACACGUUUGGAGCAAUAUGGCGCAUCCUGGGAGUUAAUAAUUCAGCUCAGAGGGUCUUUGGUGAAUCCACUGGGUUUUCUCUUCUACUAACCACACUCCAUAGCUUUCAGAGUGAUGGAGAGCAUGGGAACCAAUCUUUCUUAAUGGUUUACAUUAAGGAAUUUACAUAUCUAUUGCGUGUGGUGACUGCUGGGGUGUGUGAUAAUGCUGUCAAUCGGACAAAGUUGCACACAAUAAUAUCAUCCCAUACUUUUUAUGAUCUUCUCUUUGAUUCUGGCUUGAUUUGUGUUGAGUAUGAAAGGCAAGUCAUACAGUUGUUGUUAGAACUCGCUUUAGAACUGGUGCUUCCACCAUCAUUGACAUCAGAAACUGUGGCAUCAUCUGAUUUGAUCGGAACUGGGUCUGCUGGUUUUCUUCUAAUUACUCCGGCAGGUUCCUUCACUCCUGAUAAGGAAAGGGUGUAUAAUCCCAGUGCCGUAAGAGUACUCCUACGCUCAUUGUUGCUGUUUACUCCAAAGGUGCAGUUAGAUGUGCUGAACCUUGUUGAGAAGCUUGCUCAUGCUGGCUCCUUCAAUAAGGAGCAUCUCACUUCUGUAGGUUGUGUGGAACUUCUUCUGGAGACAAUAUACCCAUUCCUUUCAGGCUCAUCGCCAUUAGUUGUCCAUGCUUUGAAGAUUGUGGAAGUCCUUGGGGCAUAUAGGUUGUCAGCAUCGGAACUUCGAAUCCUGGUUCGAUAUAUUUUGCAAAUGAGAUUGAAGAAUUCAGGUCGUAUUCUUGUGGAUAUGAUGGAGAAGUUAAUUCUUAUGGAAGAUAUGGCUUUGGAAAAUGUCUCCCCGGCACCAUUUGUAGAGAUGGACAUGAGUAAGAUAGGGCAUGCUUCUAUUCAGGUGUCAUUGGGGGAAAGGUCUUGGCCUCCUGCUGCUGGUUAUUCUUUUGUUUGUUGGUUUCAAUUCCAGAAUUUCCUGAGAUCACAACCAAAGGAAUCAGAAGCUUCCAAGGCAGGACCUUCUAAAAGGCGGAGCACUUCUAAUGGGCUGCACAAUGGGGCACGAGUUCUCCGGAUCUUUUCUGUUGGUGCAGCAGACAAUGUUAACACCUCAUAUGCAGAACUUUGCCUUCAAGAAGAUGGUGUUCUGACCCUUGCAACAAGUAACUCUAGCUCCUUGUCAUUUUCAGGGUUAGAACUAGAUGAAGGCAGGUGGCAUCAUCUUGCAGUUGUUCAUAGCAAACCAAAUGCUUUGGCUGGACUAUUCCAAGCUAGUUUUGCACAUGUGUAUCUUAAUGGAAAGCUAAAGCACACAGGAAAACUAGGAUAUUCUCCUUCUCCAGUUGGGAAACCUCUUCAGGUAACCAUUGGGACACCGGUUACUUGUGCAAGGGUUAGUGACUUGUCGUGGAAACUCCGGUGUUGCUAUCUUUUUGAAGAGGUGCUCACAUCAGGUUCUGUUUGUUUCAUGUACAUUCUUGGUAGAGGAUAUAGGGGGCUCUUCCAAGACACAGAUCUUUUGCGAAUUGUUCCUGAUCAGGCUUGCGGUGGGGGUAGUAUGGCCAUCUUAGAUUCGUUAGAGACGGACUUGCCUUUAGCUUCCAAUGUGCAAAGACCUGAAAGUGCUAGCAAGCAAGGUAGCUCUAAGGCAGAUCGUAGUGGAAUUGUGUGGGAUUUGGAAAGACUAGGGAACCUCUCCCUACAGCUUUCUGGAAAGAAGCUUAUAUUUGCAUUUGAUGGAUCAUGUACAGAAGCUUCCCGAGCAUCUGGAACAUUUUCUAUGCUCAAUCUAGUUGAUCCUAUGUCAGCUGCUGCUUCUCCUAUAGGGGGUAUACCACGUUUUGGACGUCUUCAUGGGGAUUCCUACAUCUGUAGGCAAUGUGUGAUUGGCGAUAGCAUCCGCCCUGUUGGUGGGAUGGCUGUUGUCCUUGCUCUUGUUGAAGCUGCUGAAACCAGAGAUAUGCUUCACAUGGCCCUCAUAUUACUUGCAUGUGCACUUAAUCAAAAUCCACAGAAUGUGCGAGAUAUGCAAACAUAUAGAGGAUACCAUUUGCUAGCUGUAUUUCUGCAUCGCCGAAUGUCAUUGUUUGACAUGCAGUCACUUGAGACCUUUUUCCAGAUUGCUGCGUGUGAAGCUUCUUUCUCCGAACCAAAGAAGCUGGAAAAUACUCGUCGUAGUCUGCUACCUGCUGCAACUAUUCAUGAAACCAGCCUUGAGAAUCUUGGUUUGUUAAAAUUGCGUGAUGAAUCUUCUUCAGUUGGAUCUCAUGGAUAUAUGGAUGAUUUUUCUGCCCAUAAAGAUUCAUUUAGUCAUGUUUCAGAGCUUGAAAAUGCUGACAUGUCCGCUGAAACAUCAAAUUGCAUUGUAUUGUCAAACGCAGAUAUGGUUGAGCAUGUCUUGUUGGACUGGACCUUGUGGGUAACAGCCCCAGUUUCUAUUCAAAUUGCACUACUAGGCUUUCUUGAGCAUCUAGUCUCUAUGCAUUGGUAUAGGAAUCAUAACCUCACCAUUUUGCGCCGAAUUAACCUGGUUCAACAUUUACUUGUAACUCUGCAGAGAGGUGAUGUCGAAGUUCCUGUCUUGGAAAAAUUGGUCAUGUUAUUAGGAGUCAUUUUGGAAGAUGGCUUUUUGGAUUCUGAACUGGAACAUGUGGUUAGGUUCGUAAUUAUGACAUUUGAUCCACCUGAACUGACAUCACGGAAUCCAAUUAUGCGGGAGUCGAUGGGAAAGCAUGUUAUUGUAAGAAAUAUGUUGCUUGAGAUGCUAGUUGAUUUACAAGUGACAAUAAAAUUAGAAGAGUUGCUUGAGCAGUGGCAUAAGAUUGUUUCAUCCAAAUUGAUAACUUAUUUCCUCGACGAAGCUGUUCAUCCUACAAGUAUGAGAUGGAUCAUGACUCUGCUUGGCGUGAGUCUUGUCUCUUCCCCUACAUUUGCACUCAAGUUUCGCACUAGUGGAGGUUAUCAAGGUUUGGCACGGGUGCUUCCUAGUUUCUAUGAUUCCCCCGACAUAUACUAUAUACUCUUUUGUAUGAUAUUUGAGAAGCCUGUUUACCCAAGACUACCUGAGGUUCGAAUGCUGGACUUCCAUGCCCUAAUGCCAAGCGAUGGAAAUCAUGAAGAGUUGAAAUUUGUGGAAAUGUUGGAUUCUGUGAUUGCAAUGGCAAAGUCUACAUUUGAUUGGUUGUGCAGACAGUCGAUGCUUGCUCACCAAACUGGCAAUCUUUCCCAGGUCACUGCUGGCCUAGUGGCAGAGCUUGCGGAAGGAAAUACAGAUAUGGCCGGAGAGCUUCAGGGUGAAGCUCUGAUGCAUAAAACCUAUGCAGCUCGCUUAAUGGGUGGAGAGGCGUCAGCUCCUGCUGCUGCAACUUCAGUCCUGAGAUUCAUGGUUGAUCUGGCAAAAAUGUGCCCCCCUUUCUCUGCUGUUUGCAGACGGGCAGAAUUUCUUGAAAGCUGUAUUGGCCUUUAUUUUUCAUGUGUUAGGGCUGCUCAUGCAGUGAAGAUCGCGAAAGAACUUUCUGUGAAGACAGAAGAGAAGAGUUUAAAUGAUUAUGAUGAUACCGGUAGCUCUCAGAAUUCAUUCUCUAGCUUGCCUCAUGAACAGGAUCAGUCUGUUGAAACCUCCAUAAGCGUUGGAAGCUUCCCUCGAGCGCAGGAAUCAAACAAGCCAGAGCAAGAUGUACAAGCUGUUCUGAGCAUAGAUGGUGAAGCUAAUGAUCAGGUGUCCACCGCUGCUUCCAGCACUAGUGAGUUCAGUUUCCAUGAUAUUCAAGGCACGCAGGAUACAAUUCACCAGGAAGAUUCUCAAAGUUCUGCGUCUUUAACUAUAUUUGAUUCUCCCAUGUUAACGGAGAAAUCUAAUUCCUGGAUCCAUCUCACGCCCUCCUCAUCCCCAGUCGUUGCAUUGACAUCUUGGUUGGGUGGUUCAAGUCGUAGUGAAUCAAGAGCUCAAUCUGUUGCCACCCCUUCUGUUGAAUCUUUUGUGUCUAUGAGUGAACAAGAUCCAUCUUCAGACUUGAAGUCCAGUUCUCAAGGACCAUUUGCUGCCAACACAUUUUCUGCUGUUAAUCCGAAGCUUCUUCUUGAAAUGGAUGAUUCUGGCUAUGGCGGUGGUCCUUGUUCUGCUGGAGCUACUGCUGUUUUAGAUUUUAUGGCAGAAGUUUUUUCAGACUUUAUAACUGAACAGCCGAAAGCUGCACAAGUUAUAGAGAGUAUUUUGGAAAGUGUUCCUUUAUAUGUUGAUGCUGAAUCUGUAUUAGUUUUUCAGGGUCUUUGCCUUAGUAGACUGAUGAACUUCCUUGAAAGGCGUCUCUUACGUGAUGAUGAGGAAAAUGAGAAAAAGCUAGAUCAGAGCCGCUGGUCCUUGAACUUGGAUGCAUUAUGUUGGAUGAUUGUGGAUCGCGUUUAUAUGGGUGCUUUUCCUCAGUCUGCUGGUGUUCUAAGAACUCUGGAAUUCUUAUUGUCUAUGUUACAGUUGGCAAACAAAGAUGGUCGGAUUGAAGAAACAGCUGCUGCUACUGGAAAAGGACUCCUAUCUAUCGGAUUUGGAAGCAGGCAGCUUGAUGCUUAUAUACAUGCAAUUCUGAAAAAUACAAAUCGUAUGAUAUUGUACUGCUUCCUUCCAUCAUUCUUGAUCACCAUAGGAGAGGACAAUCUUCUUUCAUGCAUGGGUUUGCAAAUUGAACCAAAGAGGAGAUUGUCCCCAUACUCUUCACAAGAAGAUACAGGGGUUGAUAUAUGUACUGUUUUACAGUUAUUGGUUGCCCACAGGCGAAUAAUAUUCUGUCCCAGCAAUAUUGAUACUGAUCUCAAUUGCUGUCUUUGUAUAAAUUUAAUAUCUCUUCUCCGCGACCAAAGACGAAAUGCGCAGAACAUGGCAGUUGAUGUUCUCAAGUAUCUUCUGGUGCAUCGCAGGGCUGCCCUGGAAGACCUACUUGUGUCCAAACCAAACCAAGGACCGCAUCUGGAUGCUCUGCAUGGUUUUGACAGACUUUUAAGUGGAAGUUUAUCUGAUUUCUUUGAGUGGUUUCAGAGUUCCGAUCAUGUUGUUAAUAAAGUCUUGGAACAGUGUGCUGCUAUUAUGUGGGUGCAGUAUAUUGCUGGGUCGGCAAAGUUUCCUGGAGUGCGAAUAAAAGGCAUGGAUAGUCGUCGUAAGAGAGAAAUAGGGAGAAGAUCACGGGACAUCUCAAAGUUAGACCAAAGACACUGGGAGCAGGUAAAUGAACGGAGAUAUGCACUUGAAGUGGUUCGUGAUGAGAUGUCUACUGAAUUGAGAGUGGUUCGUCAAGAUAAGUACGGAUGGGUACUUCAUGCUGAAAGCAAGUGGCAAACACAUCUCCAACAACUUGUACAUGAAAGAGGAGUCUUCCCAAUGUCUAAAUCCUCUGUGAAUGAAGAUAUAGAAUGGCAACUUUGUCCCAUUGAAGGUCCAUAUAGAAUGCGGAAAAAACUUGAAAGGUGCAAAUUGAAGAUUGAUACGAUUCAGAAUGUUUUGAAUGGGCAGUUUGAAUUGGGGGUAGAAGAGCUUUCAAAAGAAAAAAAUGAGAAUGAUUUUGAUGCUUCUGAUGCUGAAUCUGAUUUGUUUUUUAAUCUUUUGACUGAUGAUAUAAAACAAGAUUCUUUUGAUGAUGAGCUCUAUGAUGGAUCAAUUUUCAAAGAAUCAGGUGAUGUUAGAGAUGUAGCUUCUAGUAGGGCUGGGUGGAAUGAUGACCGUGCGAGCAGUAUAAAUGAAGCAAGUCUUUAUUCUGCUCCUGAAUUUGAUGCCAAGUCCGCAGCAGAAUCUGUCCCAAAAGCAGAGAGCACACAAGGAAGGUCUGAUUUAGGAUCUCCAAGGCAAUCUUCUUCAAUGAAAAUAGAUGCAGUGAAAGUGAUGGAUGAUAAAUUAGAUAAGGAACUAAAUGAUAAUGGUGAAUACUUAAUUAGACCUUAUCUGGAGCCCCUUGAAAAGAUAAAAUUCAGAUACAACUGUGAAAGAGUCAUAGGUCUUGACAAACAUGAUGGUUUAUUUCUGAUUGGUGAACUAUCCUUGUAUGUAAUUGAGAAUUUUUACAUUGAUGAUUCUGGGUGCAUAUGUGAAAAGGAAUGUGAAGAUGACCUCUCUGUUAUCGAUCAGGCCUUGGGUGUAAAGAAAGAUAUUUCAUGCAGUAUGGAUUCCCAUUCCAAGUCAAAUUCAUCCUGGGGUACAACGGUGAAGGCAUAUGUUGGGGGAAGGGCUUGGGCCUAUAAUGGUGGUGCAUGGGGAAAGGAAAAGAUUUGUAGUAGUGGUAAUGUACCUCAUCCUUGGCGCGCAUGGAAGCUUAAUAGUGUUCAUGAAAUUUUGAAGCGCGAUUACCAGCUUCGUCCUGUUGCUAUUGAGUUAUUUAGCAUGGAUGGAUGUAAUGACCUCCUGGUCUUCCACAAAAAAGAGAGGGAAGAAGUUUUCAAAAAUUUGGUGGCCAUGAAUUUGCCAAGAAACAGCAUGUUGGACACUACAAUUUCGGGGUCAACAAAGCAAGAUAGCAAUGAGGGUAGCCGUCUUUUUAAGAUUGUAGCUAAAUCCUUUUCCAAGAGGUGGCAAAAUGGAGAAAUUACCAAUUUCCAGUACCUCAUGCACCUCAAUACUCUUGCGGGACGUGGAUACAGUGAUCUAACCCAGUAUCCAGUGUUUCCUUGGGUUCUUGCAGAUUAUGAGAGUGAAAAUCUGGACUUGUCAGAUCCCAAAACAUUCCGUACACUUGAGAAGCCAAUGGGUUGUCAAACAUUAGAUGGGGAAGAAGAAUUCAAGAAAAGGUAUGAGACAUGGGAUGAUCCAGAGGUUCCUAAAUUUCACUAUGGUUCUCAUUACUCUAGUGCUGGGAUUGUUCUCUUCUAUCUUCUACGCCUGCCACCAUUCAGUAUGGAGAAUCAGAAGCUGCAAGGAGGACAGUUUGACCAUGCUGAUCGUCUUUUCAAUAGUGUACGAGAUACAUGGUUAAGUGCUGCUGGCAAGGGCAAUACUUCAGAUGUAAAGGAAUUGAUUCCAGAAUUCUUCUAUAUGCCAGAGUUCCUGGAAAAUCGUUUCAAUCUUGACUUGGGAGAGAAACAGUCAGGAGAAAAGGUUGGUGAUGUCGUGUUACCUCCUUGGGCCAAAGGCAGUUGUAGAGAGUUUAUCAGGAAGCACAGGGAAGCAUUGGAAUCUGAUUAUGUUUCAGAAAAUCUUCAUCACUGGAUAGACCUGAUCUUUGGAUAUAAACAGAGAGGGAAGGCUGCCGAAGAAGCUGUGAACGUUUUCUUUCAUUAUACAUAUGAAGGGAGUGUUGACAUAGACUCUGUUACAGAUCCUGCAAUGAAAGCCUCCAUUCUAGCACAAAUCAAUCACUUUGGGCAAACACCGAAGCAACUAUUCCUCAAACCACAUGUCAAAAGGCGGGUUGAUAGAAAGCUUCCUCCCCAUCCACUCAAACACUCUACUCAUCUGGUUCCUCAUGAGAUUCGUAAGAGCUCAUCUUCCAUAGCUCAGAUCGUUACUGUCAAUGAGAAAAUUCUUGUGGCAGGAACAAAUAGCUUGCUUAAACCCAAAACACAUACCAAAUAUGUUUCAUGGGGUUUCCCAGAUAGGAGCUUGAGAUUUAUGAGCUACGAUCAAGACAAACUGCUCUCUACUCAUGAGAAUCUUCAUGGAGGCAACCAGAUCCAAUGUGUUGGUGUCAGCCACAAUGGUCAGAUUCUGGUUACCGGGGCUGACGAGGGUUUGGUUUGUGUCUGGAGAAUUAGUGAAAAUGGACCACGUGCUCUUCGCCAUCUGGAGUUGGAGAAGGCACUUUGUGGCCACACGGGAAGAAUCACGUGCCUUCGUGUUGUCCAGCCUUACAUGAUGGUUGUGAGUGGAUCGGAUGACUGUACUGUUAUUUUAUGGGACCUCAGCUCUUUGGUUUUUGUUAGGCAACUUCCUGAGUUCCCAUCACCCGUUUCGGCAAUCUAUGUUAACGAAUUAACUGGGGAAAUAGUGACUGCUGCUGGCGUUAUGCUUGCUGUUUGGAGCAUCAAUGGUGACUGCCUUGCGGUGAUUAACACGUCCCAACUUCCAUCUGAUUUCAUUCUCUCGGUGACUAGUUGCACUUUUUCUGAUUGGCUGGACACAAAUUGGUAUGUAACGGGUCACCAGAGUGGAGCUGUUAAGGUCUGGCAAAUGGUUCACUGCUCUGAUGAGAGGAUUGCCCAAAGCAAGGGAACAAACCAUUUGAUAGGAGUUUUAGGGCUGGGCGACAAAAUACCUGAGUACAGGUUGGUCCUUCACAAGGUUUUGAAGUUUCACAAGCAUCCAGUUACUGCCCUUCACCUUACAAGUGAUCUGAAGCAGUUGUUGAGUGGGGAUUCUGGUGGGCAUUUGCUCUCGUGGACGCUACCAGACGAGAGAGCUUGAGAGGUUCGCUUAGUCAGGGGCGAUAAUUGAGGGAAUUUGUAUACGAGGUUUUUAUAUUCUUGUCGUUGUCUAGUUGGGCCGGCUUUUGAUUUUUUUUAUACCGAAAGCCUACGUGUCUACCAUAGUUGGGGAAAGCAAGACAACGGAGCUAGCUUCGAAUUGAGACAGGUAAAGAAAACGAAUGACAAGAAUUUUCUGGUAUCUGUAAAAAGAUGUGAAGUGGGAGAUUUUCCUGGAUACACUUGCCUUGUGGAUGAAGCAUGUGACUUGCUGUAGAUGAGAAGGCGGUGUGUGUUUUGCAUUCUAAAUGAUGUGUUUUGCAUUAUAAAUGAUUUGACGGAGAUGGGUUUUUGAUUUUUGCAGCGGAGAUGUCGGUUUACUGAUUUUUCUUGUGUGUAUAUAAUAUAGGGUAGAUGAUAGUGUGUGAUGUUGUAUAGCUGCAGAGAAGUGUUCUGAGUAGUGGAACGAUUGGUGAAAACUGACCCGGUUAGAUUGGAAGUCGAAUAGAAUUACUGGUUUUGUGUGUGCCUUCUGGAUUAGAUUUAUUUUGUGCCGAGUGCAAUGAGGCUACUGCUGCUUAUUUUUUGUUGUGGAACAUUCAUUACUCUCUCUCUCUCUCUCUCUCUCUCUCUCGUGUCAUGUAUACAUAAAAUAGAAAAUUUUCUGGGCUUGAAAUGUUCCUGGUGUACUGUUCUAGCAACACAAUCAGCUGAGAAAUGACUGUUAAUUUAAAGGUUUCAAAAUGGUUAAUUGCUUUUUUUGUU
Molecule: messenger RNA, 11911 nt
Organism: Camellia sinensis
Lineage: Eukaryota; Viridiplantae; Streptophyta; Magnoliopsida; Ericales; Theaceae
Source: RefSeq, a predicted model, not a curated record